Messenger RNA from Monoraphidium neglectum, 270 nucleotides. RefSeq lists its product as hypothetical. NCBI's taxonomy places the organism in Eukaryota, Viridiplantae, Chlorophyta, Chlorophyceae, Sphaeropleales, Selenastraceae. The transcript is spliced from 3 exons. The coding region runs from base 1 to 270 and encodes 89 amino acids. The record is from RefSeq and is a predicted model, not a curated record.
AUGCGUGUGGAGGUGCGGUCCAAGGACUGGCGGGGCGCGCUGAGCCUGGCGCUGGGGCUGACGCUGGCGGCCAAGGGUGACGAGUUUUGGUACUGCGACACAGAUGGCCCUGAGCACGUGGCCGCGAUCUGGAAGAAGCUGCGCGCCUCCUGGACCACCAUCCUCAAGCAGCCCGAUGACGUCAUCGGCCUGGACACCCCCGGGCGCGCGAGCGUGGCCUCCCUGCUCAAAGACUUUAGGCACGACCUCAAGCAGUACGGCUGCCUGUGA